Molecule: messenger RNA, 1226 nt
Organism: Parathielavia appendiculata
Lineage: Eukaryota; Fungi; Ascomycota; Sordariomycetes; Sordariales; Chaetomiaceae
Exons: 1
Coding region: 334-1041 (235 amino acids)
Source: RefSeq, a predicted model, not a curated record
UGCGCCCUAUGCGCAUGGCCCUGUGCCUGGGCAGCAGAGCUACCCAGCGCAACCUCAUGCCACGGCACAUAAUUCCCCGCGUGAUCUGUCGUGACCAGACUCGUCACUAUACUCAGGGAACGCAAACCUCCAAUUCAUCCAGUCCUCUUCGUCCUUUUCAAAAGCAUCCUGCUGGAACAGCGACGCUAACUCCCUCUCCAACGCGUCCGCCAACGGCCGCGAAACCGGUUCCACGCUCUCCCAGCGCUGCUUCUCGUCCAGCGCCCGCUCCAACAGCCACUGCCGAUUCCCCAGAUACUUCACCACCUCCCCAUUCUCAUUCCGCUCUACAACAUGACCAUCAAAAUGCCUCGGCCCCAGCAUAUAAACCGGUUUCGGCUUAGGAUACACCUCCCUCUUCUCCACAAAACGCCAUCGCCCGUUCCCCGCCUCUUCGGCCGCCUGGCUUGGGAACCACGUAUUCUCAACCGUCCGCGAGAAGGGAUACGGCAAGCCGACGCCCUCCCGCCGACCAGGCAGCACGGCCUGCAUCAUGAACGCGAGCACGAUGAACACCCAGUCGCGCGGGGGGAAGGGUGCGUCGAUCCCUUGCCGCAUAUGGUGCAGCCACAACCAGUAGUACAUGCCGCUCUGGGCCAGGUGGCCCUCGUUCUCGGCGAGCUGGGCCGCGGCUUCGGUCAGGCGGCGGGCGGGGUGCGCCGCGGCGGUGAAGCGGUCUACGAUGGCGCGGGCGGCCGUGUUGGAGUAGGGUGUGUGGAGCCAGCGCCGGUGGGCCGGGCCGUACCAUGGUCGGAGGCGGGACCAGAGGGCGCGGCGGGCUUGGAAGUCGGCGAGGGAGCUGGUGAUUUCGUUGGUGAUGCUGGCGUCGGUGGCGUGGAUGGUGUUGAGGGGUGUGUUUGGGAGGAGACGGGCACGGCGCUGCUCCGUGUAGAAGCCGCGGUAGACAUUUUCGCAGGAAAAGAGGCGCGGGGGGUGGAAGGCGGCGAGGCCAUAGCGUCGGACUUGGGUGCUGUAAAAGGACUCGAGGAGGAUCGAGGAUAACCAGGCAGCAGGGAUAGCAGAGGUUGUGCUGACUUUGCCGAGCCAUAGGACAGGCUGAUUAUUGACCGAGGUGAGCGAAUCAAUGGAUGGACGGCCACUCCCUCAUGCUCAGGCCGUACUUGUAACCGCUUUUGCCAAAAGUGUCAGCCAAGGGGGCUUCGAGGAACUCGGUGCCGAAGAAGCUC